ACCGGCUGUGUGCCAGGGGCUGUUCUAGCAGGGACCAACUCAUGCUCUGGAAAAUGGCGGUAAUAAUAAUAUCUACCCCAAAGGGUUGUUCAAAGGGUUAUGCCUGGUACACAACAGACGCUCAAUAAACGUCAUCUAUUAUUCAAAUUACUACAAAAUAUUAAUGAUAGUAAUUAUGUUUUAUAUAGAGAUAUAAAUACAUAAAUAUAUUUAUUGUGAAAAAAUAUAAAAAUAAUAAUGCCACUCACAAUUCUCAUUUGAGGUCCCUCAGUCCAAGGCUGGUUAACGAGCAUGACACGCCCAGCCAGGGGACAGAUUUUGAGGCCAUUGUGAAGAAAAGAGAUGAUGUGGGUGCAGACAGGGAAAUGGAUGGAAGACAAUUGAGUGGAAAAGGUUGAGAGAUGACUUAGUGGGUGUUGAAGGCUCCCAUUUGUGUUGAUUAUAUUUAAAGGGAAAUACCGUUGACUGAUGGGGUUACUCACCCGAGGAAAAUUCCCUGGAUUUUAACCAGGUGGGGUGGGGAGGGAGGGUGUGCCUGGCUGGCGUGUCAGCAGCUAACUCGUGGCUCGUGCUCCGUGUGGACCAGGCGCUGGGCUCAGCUCUUCACGCCUGCUCACCUGGUGAAUUCUCACAACUCCCUCUGAGGUGGGUAUAGUAUUAUUCUCAUUGUACAGAUGCGAAAACUGAGGCACAGAGAGGUUAAGUGACUUGCCCAAGGCCACACAGCUGGUGCGGGUUCACGUUUUGAAAGCUGGCACACAUUUUUAUUCUACUGAUGAAAAUAACACGAAAGCAGAGGGCCAGACUCGGAACACACACACACCCAGUGGCUUGACCUCUUGGUUGCUACUUGGCCCGGGGAAGGGGGUUGGCGGGAGCGCCCCAGCUUCCCCUCUGCCUUUCCUGUUGCGUCAGUGCCAGCUGGAGCUCAGUGCCACCCAGCCCAGAAGAGUCAGCAGAGAGCCGCAGGGCCAGGUCACUGAGAUCAGGCGGGAGCGUCUGCCGUCUAUCCCAGCCCUUGCGCUGUGCCAUGUGCUUUACACAUGUUGACUCCUCUGGGCCUCCCCAAACCAGUGAGGUAGGUCCACCUUGGUGACUGUCACCUCCCAGACGAGGAAACUGAGAAACAGCCAACCGAAACUGCUCCUCCGGAGUCUCGGAGCCUGGGUUGCUCAGCGCCCCCAGCUCUUCUGCCUUCCGACGCUCCCGAAUCUCAGAUUUUUGGAGGACAAUAUUCUAGGGCCCGGAGUUGCGGAGUGGGACUAACACGGUUCAGAACUCAGCUGUGUUACUUGCUCAGCUGAGUGAUCUUAGGUGUCCGCGGCCUGGAUGGAGAACGCAUCCCUCAACUACGACUACGCGCACUACGACCACCUGCCCGACCUCCCCGUGGACUGCGCGGACCACGCCUGCGCCUCCACCGACCCCCUGGGCACCGCCCCGCUCCUGCUCUAUGCCGCUGUCUUCCUGGUGGGGGUGCCGGGCAACGCCAUGGUGGCCUGGGUGACCGGCAAAGAGGCCCGCCAGAGGGCGGGUGUCACCUGGCUCCUCCACCUGGCCGUGGCAGACCUGCUCUGCUGUGGCUCCCUCCCCAUCCUGGCCGUGCCCAUCGCCCGCGGGGGCCACUGGCCGUUCGGGGCCGUGGGCUGCCGGGCCCUGCCCUCCGUCAUCCUGUUGUCCAUGUACGCCAGCGUCCUGCUCCUGGCCGCGCUCAGCGCCGACCUCUGCCUGCUGGCCCUCAGGCCCACCUGGGGGACCGCGGCUCGGCGGAUGCGCAGGGUGCGUGCGGCCUGUGUGGCAGCCUGGGCACUGGCCUUGCUGCUGACCAUCCCCUCGGCCAUCUACCGCCGGCUGCACCAGGAGCAUUUCCCACGCCGGCUGGAGUGCGUGGUGGACUACGGGGGCUCGGUCACGGCUGAGAGCACCGUGACCGCCAUCCGGUUUAUUUUCGGCUUCCUGGGGCCCCUGGUGGUCGUGGCCAGCUGCCACGGUGCCCUCCUGUGUCACGUGGCCCAAUGCCGCUGGCCGCUGGGCAUAGCCGUGGUGGUGGGGUUCUUUGUCUGCUGGGCCCCCUACCAGAUGCUGGGGCUGGUCCUCGCCGUGGCUGCCCCACACUCCGCGCUCCUGGCCCGGGCCCUGCGGGCUGAACCCCUGGUCGUGGGCCUUGCUCUUGUUCACAGCUGCCUCAAUCCCGUGCUUUUCCUGUAUUUCGGGCGGGCUCAGCUGCGCCGGUCACUGCCAGCCGCAUGUCGCUGGGCCCUGAAGGAGUCGCAGAGCAAGGAUGAAAGUGUGGUCAGCAAGAAAUCCACCAGCCAUGACCUGGUCUCGGAGAUGGAGGUCUAGGCUAGCCGGAAACUGGUUUGUAUCUUCCUGUCUCAUUUCACAAGGUAGCUUCAGGCAUAGCUGGAUCCAGGGGAUCAAUGAUAUUAUCAUGUAUUCUUUUAUUCAUUCAAAACAUUUGUUAUGCACCUGCUAUGUGAAAGGCCCUCUUAUAGGCACUGGGGAUGUAGCAGUGACCAAAACAGAGACAAAUCCCUACCCUCAAGGAGCUAACAUUCUAGUGGAGGAAGACAGACAAUAAGCAAAGAAAUGGAGGAAUGUGGAAUAUGUCAAGUGGUGAUAAAUGCUGAGGAACCUAAAGGGACAAAGAGGGAUGAGUGGGGCAGGAAUAUAGGUCAGCCAGGCAAGGCCCCUUUGGUAAGAUGAUAUUUUGAGCCAAGACCUGAAGAAAGGAGGGAGGAGUCAUGCUUAAAUCUGAGAGAAAAGCAUUCUAAGCAAGAGAACAGCAAGUGCAAAGGCCCUGGGGCAGAAUGUGCUUGGCAUAUUCCAGGAACAGGGAAGAGGCCAGUGUGGAUGGACCAGCGUGAGCAAGAGGGAGAGUGGUGUGAGAUGAAGGGAGAGAGGUAGUGGGGGGCCGGACUUGGAAAGCCUUUGGGGCCAUAGCAUGUGUCUGGGGGUCCAUGGGAGGGUUCUGAGCUACCAUUACCAGACAAAAUACAAACACCCAAUUAAAUUUGCGUUUCAGACAACAACAAAAUUUGUUUAGCAUGAGUAUAUCCUAUGCACUAUUUGAGACACACUUAUGCUAAAAAAUUGUUGGUUGUUUAUCUGAAAUUCAAAAUGGAGCAUUCUAUAAAUUGUUUUUCUAAAUCAGGAAACCCUGUUCUGACCAGAGAAGCGUCUUGAUUUGACUCCGAUUUUAGUAGGAUUCCUCUGAUUGCUGAUGGGGACUCUGGGAGAGGGGGGAAGGGAAGUGAGGAGUCUACUGCAAUAGUCCAAGCAAGUGAUGGUGACGUGGGUCAACGUCCUAGUGGCAGAGGUGGCGAGAGAGCGACAGACUAUGGAUCUAUUUUGAAGGAAAGGCCACGUCCAAGCUCCUGAGUUUAGUAUUCGAGGCUUCUUUCCACAUGUUCUAGCUGCUCAGAUCCUGUAGCAGACGGAAUAACGGCCCCUCAUGAGGCCCAGACCCUAACCCCCAAACCUUUGAAUCUGUGACCCUACACGGCAAAAGGAACCUCGCAGAUGUGGCUAAGUUAAGGAUCUUGGGGUGGGGAGAGGAUCCUAGGUUAUCCAGCUGGGCCCAAUGUCAUCUCUAGGGUCCUUAUGAGAGGGAGGCAGGAGCGUCAGAGUCAGUGGGAGGAGAUGUGACAAGAGAAACAAACAUCAGAGUGAGUGAGGAAGGGGUCACGAGCCAAGGAAUGCGGGCGCCUCCAGAAGCUGAAAAAGCCCAGGGAAAUGGAUUCUCUCGAAGCCCCCAGAAGGAACGCAGACUAGCUGACGCCUUGACUGUGGGCUUCCGACUCCAAAACUGUAAUAGAAUAAAUUUGUGCUGUUUUUAAGUCA
Molecule: messenger RNA, 3843 nt
Organism: Equus quagga
Lineage: Eukaryota; Metazoa; Chordata; Mammalia; Perissodactyla; Equidae
Gene: C5AR2
Product: complement C5a receptor 2
Exons: 2
Coding region: 1330-2343 (337 amino acids)
Biological process (GO): positive regulation of cytosolic calcium ion concentration; chemotaxis; phospholipase C-activating G protein-coupled receptor signaling pathway
Cellular component (GO): plasma membrane
Molecular function (GO): G protein-coupled receptor activity; complement component C5a receptor activity
Source: RefSeq, a predicted model, not a curated record